AUGACACCGGUCAAUCCCACCACCACCGCACCACCUCUGUCCCUGGAAGAGGUCCUGCACGUUUACCUACGUUGUUUCGACGCCGCCGCUGACGCCGCCCCACGAGCCUCAGCCGCAUACGCACGGGCGUACAGAGCCAACUCCGUGCCAUUCAAAGUGUGGCAAGUCUGGUCGACCGAAGACCUGAAGACCGACCCGCCCAAAAAGCUUGAACGCUUCUCCUUCCUGCCGCCGGGGCUCAACGAAGCACUCGCGCGGCAAAACAUGUGUGAUUGGUUCUGCAUGGUCCUCGAGGAGGAGGUGGAUAAGAAGGUCGGGGAAUUGUUCCGUGGGCGCGCAGAAUGGCUGAGAUGUUGGCCGAGGGUCAACUUCAUGACGUCUUGGCGCAUUCUGAGGCAUAAGCCCGUCGCGGUGCUAAUGCACUCGGUCCUGCGAGUCACGACAGAAGACGGCCAGAGGGUGGUCAUGGACGGUACCCUGAGGCAAUUUCGUUGGGCGCAGUCGACUUGGCUCCAAACACGGACACAGUGGUGCGCCAAACUCCUAGACACCACCAAGGGGGACAAUGGCUGGCAUUUCGUUUCGAGCGAAGCGAAGCAGAAGGUAUGUGAGUACUCUGUGGAUGUAGCAGAGGGUUACUGGGCUACUAUCUUCUGGAGGCUGAGGGAGUUGUUCCAAGAGCUGGACUGGAUGGAGUUGAGGAGACGAGAGAAGGAUGAGCGUAUCGAGUACGUCGACGAGUUGGCCCGAGCAAAGUUUGCAGACCUUCUCGUAAAGGCAUUCGAUGUCUGA
Alternaria incomplexa is the source of this 792-nucleotide messenger RNA. RefSeq lists its product as uncharacterized. The transcript has a single exon. Bases 1 to 792 code for a protein of 263 amino acids. The record is from RefSeq and is a predicted model, not a curated record. NCBI's taxonomy places the organism in Eukaryota, Fungi, Ascomycota, Dothideomycetes, Pleosporales, Pleosporaceae.